Molecule: messenger RNA, 2732 nt
Organism: Zeugodacus cucurbitae (melon fly)
Lineage: Eukaryota; Metazoa; Arthropoda; Insecta; Diptera; Tephritidae
Product: protein FAM151B
Exons: 6
Coding region: 103-1227 (374 amino acids)
Source: RefSeq, a predicted model, not a curated record
UUCAAUUGUGCACCAACUUUCCAAUCACAAGGGUAGUUCAGUAGUAAUCAGAAAGGCGAGAGCGAAACCAUUUGUUGAACAACAAAAUUUGUAACAAUUAAUAUGUUUGAGCACUUUAAAAGCCGUCACAGCGUGUAUUUGUAUCUAACUGCACUGCUUGUAUUUGCCUUCAGUAACAACAACAAUGUUUUUGUAAAUGCUACGCCUGCAUUUCCAAUGCAGAACAGCGUUAACAACAACAACAACUACUAUUCACCGAUUAACUCUAGUAUUAACGCCAAUGAAACACAACUGAAUUUAUACAAUGCGCAACUCAUCAAAAUGACACUCAGCGAUAAAGUCAAUCUCACCGCCAUCACGUGGGCGCAUGCGGUUAAUAGCCAAAAAGAGCUGAACGAAGCGCUCAAUAGUGACAUUAACAUGAUCGAGGCAGACAUUGUGCUUGGCAAGCUCAAUAACACUGGUGAUGAUUUGCCUGUGAUGGCGCAUCCUCCAGCCAAUUCCUCGGAUCUCUCAUUGACUGAAUUCAUGUUGCGCAUUUUGGAGCACAAUGCGGAGCAUGUCGAAGAUGCAAAGGGUGUUAAAUUGGAUUUCAAGUCAAUUGAGGUGUUUGAAGGCUCGUUGGAUAUACUGAGUGAACUGAUACCAUUGAUGUCCCAUCCCGUUUGGCUGAAUGCGGAUAUAAUUCGCGGACCUGUCAAUCAAACCAGCACGAUACCCGUUGAUCCAGCGCGUUUCUUCGCUGGCGCUGCGAAAUUCGAAACGUCUGUACUCUCAAUCGGUUGGACGACACGUUGGGGCGCCAAUUACACAGACGGUGCCUAUACGGAGCAAGAAAUCGAUGAAAUGUUGCAUGCAAUCAAAAACAACAACGUAACCGCCAAACAACAUCCCAUUACAUUCCCCGUGCGCGCUGGCAUUGCUGCCAACAGUUUGGAACAACUGCAUGCGCUGGUGGCUGCCGUCAACGAGACGAACGAGAGCUCACUCACCAUUUGGUCGUCGGCUAAUGAUUUCGUUGAUGUGCAGAAAUUGCGUAAACUCAUUUUCUCCUUCGGUUUCGAACGUGUCUACUUGGAUGUACCCGAGGAAUUGUCGGAACAGUUGGAUUUGUAUCGCCCAGAAACCGAUAAUGCCGCUGGCAGUUUGCCGUCUUUGCUCAGUUUUAGUGUUGUCAGCGCAUGCUUGUAUUUGACCAGCAUGUGGCUGAGUCGCAUUAGGUUGUAGGUUUCUUACAGAAUGGACGGGCUUCUGGAUAUCGGAAGACAUAAUUGCAGAGAUUGAAGAGAGGACAGGUUCUAGCAGUUGAGUAUACCAUAAUUAGCAGACUAAUAUUUAUUUUAAAUAAAUAGUGUUUACUUUGAAAUAAAUUGUAGAAUUUUUUCUGAUAUUUAAGCAUUUUGAGCUCUUUAACACUCUUGACUUCUGGUGAGUGGUAUGGUUUAUACCGUCUUAAGCUGAUUUUGAGCUUUGUGACCAGAAGUGCUUACGCUGUUGUUAUUGUUGUUGUAGUUGCAUAAAUUGUUUCCAAAAUAGUUUUGUUAGUAACUUUUUCCGAGAUGACAAUAAAUGCCAUGUUAGGAAUCCUUGUUCGUAACGCUAACUUAGAACCGACUGUUGUGCGAACGGCUUGGAAAUUAAACCACAUUGUUAUUGUUGUUGUAAUUGCUUAAGAUAUUUCCAAAAUAAUUGUGGAGUAUACAGGCGAGGUUCCCGAGUUCGUAUCGCUUUCUUUUUCCAAAACUGUACAGAUCUACUCUUUUAAUAGAACGCCAUGGAAAUGAAACAACUAUGGUUAAUGUUAUUAUUAUAUAAUCUUUUUCGUUUUACAAUUUAUUCAAGUAAUAAAUAUUUUAUUACAUAAAUUAAUUUCAUCAUUUGGUUUCUUAUACAGGAAAGCUUUCACCUUAUCACGUUUUGCUGUUCCAUUUUUCAUAUUUUUCACAUUUUCACAUGCUUUUACUUUUCAAGUCUCGCAUUAACGGUAAUGAAACAUGAAAAUAUUUAAAAGACCAGCUUUGUACUUAAAUAUUAUUAUUUAUAAUUUUUGUUUUUGUUUGUUUUGAUUUCCAGAAAGCGCACACAAUUUGAGUUCGAAAUAGAAAAAAAAAUACUUAUUGAUUUUUGGUAUCUUAAAAACUAUAGAAGAGAGUGACUAUAACACUUAGAAAUGUGUGUAUAUGAUUUUUUUUUAUUUUAUGAAGACAUGAGGCUUAAGUGUUUAGGGUGCAUGAAAAGUGAUAAAUGAAAUAACUUCAUUUCGAAUGCCAAUAAAUUAAUAUUUUUUUAUAUGAAUUAACAGUGUCUAUAUACUUAUGUAUAGUCACAAUAGAUUUUUGAUGUUCUGAAUUUUUUAAUGCAAAUAUGCCAAUAAUUAUUUAUAAUAGCAAUACAAUAGACAAUACGCUUGUAUGUUUCUGUGCUGCAUGCACCAGCUUGUCAUUUCGCGCUGUUUUUUUUUCUACAAAAAUAUUUUUUUCUUGAAACUAAAUGUCAUUUGAUUACAUGGACAUGUUUUAUAUAAACUUUACAUAUGAAUAAUGUAAUGUAAUGUAAUAUGCUACUGUUAUUACGGUAAUUACUGUUUAUGAGGUUGCAUUUCAUUAUUUACAAACAUACAUAGCAAGUAGAGUUACAUACUUAGAAAUUUGCUUUAACUCCUAGUUGCAUUCAAAACAAUGGCAGGCGCUCACAUAAGGAGCAUUUCAAAAAAAAAAAAUAACAUUAGAAAA